AUUAUUUGACGUCAUGAUUUCAUGAAGUUGGACGUCAUCUUGAAUGAAAAAUUCUCACUUUAUUAUUUAUAUAGCUAAAUUAAACACGUUAGACGACUUGUGUGUGUUGUUUUCGUUCAUUUGUCGACUAAAUUAAACCAGGUGUACAGUGAUGCGUGUUUAAUUAGGACAAGUUCCGUUAAUUGGAUGGCAGUGUAACGGUGACGCUCUACGCUUUUGUGUCGGUGAUGUAAUUUAGGUGGCUUCUAGUGGCAGGCGCUACAAUGGAAGAAUCUUCAUUUACUAUCCCCGCGGACGACAAUGGUGAUACUGAGCUCGAUCCUAGAAUACAGGUGGAGCUGGAAAAGCUGAAUGCUGCCACAGACGAGAUCAAUAAGCUGGAAUUGGAGCUGGAUGAGUCUACGAAAACCUUCCACCUGCUCUUAAACGAGACGUCCCGACGACUCCAAGGGUUGACCAAACGGCUUGGGACUUGCGUGGACAAGUCCAGGCCCUAUCACGAGGCUGUGGCUGCCGCCGCUACAGCGAGAACAGAGUGCCAGAAGGCUGCUGUGCAGUUUCAAAGAGCUAGUGAGCUCCACGCAGCAGCUAAAGAAACAGUAACACUAGCCGAGCAGCGUUUUGUGAGCAAGCAGGAUGAGUGGCAGUUCGACAGCAACUGGCAGGAGGUGCUCAACCACGCCAUCAUCAAGGUCAUGGACGCAGAGAAAAGAAAAGCGGAAAGCGGCCGCGAGCACCAAAAGAAAGCCGCUGCCUUCAUCACAGCCGAGAAAAAGGUGGCUCAGCUGGAAGAAAACUUGAAACGCAACAUCAUCAAAUCUCGCCUCUACUUCGAAGAGAAGAAACUAUGCGACGAGCAGCUCCAAACACAGAACAAGAAGAUUGAGAAACUCCAACGGCUCAUAGCGGAUGCUAAAUUCAGGUACUCAAAAUCUCUUAAAGCAUUAGAGGAAAUAUCCGAAGAAAUUCAUAGAAGAAGAGGCGAGUAUACUGGAAAAGAAAUCCCUGUAGGUCCACGGGAGCCAGGAGUAGGCGCGGAAAGAGAUCCGAUACAUGAUGAAGUUAAACUUGAAGAGGAAACUGAUGGAGUAGAAAAGGACGAUGAAUCUAGUCUCCAGGAGCUGAGAAUGCGUGUGAGAGAGCUGGCACUUAAACCUAUCGAUAGAACUGAUGUGGAAACAGAUGAAGCUUGGGCGUUAGAGCUUAAUGAAACUAUCAAUAAACUCGAUCAGCUGCUAAUGAUGAAAGAGAAUAACCAACAGAAAAGAUCUAAGUUCACAGCCAGAUCCCCGAGGAAUGCUAGCGCUCCUUCCACAAGCUCAAAUUCAGCUUUCAAAUAUAGUCAACCACCUAGCGAUUCAUGGAAAAACGAGACUAAUUUGACGCGCGUCAAAUCUAGAAGUCGCGAAGUCAUGUAUGAUCACAACCCUAUACCUAUAAGCAAGACUGAAAAAUCUAAAAGCAUGAUGUCUUUAGAUGUUUUAGCUUUAGCUCGCGACACAAAUAUUAUGGAUAGGGAGUCUUACUUAAAAGCGGUUAUUGAAGACAAGAGUCCAACUGGAACUUAUACUGAAAGUAAUUCGGAUAGGAACGAUAGUCCAGAUGAGAUUCUAAUGGUCGAAUGUGAUUCUAGCGACUCUACGCAGAACCCAGUCAUAAGGAUGACCAGCUCUACUGUCACUGACAGCGAUAAUAGUUAAAACAAUGGAAAUUUUAAGUCAAUUGAAUGUCUGAAAUAAAAAAAUAUAAAUGUUGCAUAUCUCUUUUCUAUGCGUGAAAUGUAAUAAGUUUUUUCAUAGAUUUUGUAUUAUAUUUGCAGGUCAUGUUCAUGUGUACAUUUUUAGAGUUUUGUGUUUAAUUUUGAUACCUGCGAUAUUAUAAAAUGAAAUAAAAAUCGGAACAAUG
Molecule: messenger RNA, 1905 nt
Organism: Cydia strobilella
Lineage: Eukaryota; Metazoa; Arthropoda; Insecta; Lepidoptera; Tortricidae
Product: SH3 domain-binding protein 5 homolog
Exons: 5
Coding region: 264-1700 (478 amino acids)
Biological process (GO): intracellular signal transduction; negative regulation of protein tyrosine kinase activity
Cellular component (GO): cytoplasm
Molecular function (GO): protein kinase inhibitor activity
Source: RefSeq, a predicted model, not a curated record